AGUUUAACGUGCAGACUGUAGAUCCUACCAGAUGGUGCCCAGGGCUUAGCGGGGGUGGGAAAUCUGUCCUCAGAGGCGCGCUAAUGGGGCAUUGAUUGACAGCACAUAUGGGAUAUGGUUCACACCAUGCUUCCCAAAGCACUUCUAGGACGUGGAAAAAACAACUUCUAACUACUAAUAAUUCUAUGUUUUUAAUCCAUCUACAAGUAUUUUGACGCAUUUUGACAUUUUCAAAAAGAGCCAUUACCAGGCUUUGCAUUUCAAGAUACUGCGUUAUGUAAAGAUUAACAGUUUUCUUAGGGGGUGAAAGGCUAAAGUAGGUCAAAGGUUAAGAUCUCCAUCCUAGGGUGUUUCUUGGCAUUUCAUCGUUACUUUGCGUCUGUACCAUGUCAACAAGACCAAAAUCGUCGCGUGCAAAGCGUUCUACAAGAGAUAGUGACAACUUCGAGUACGGCCAUUCUUGGAGUCUUCCAAACACACGUGUUAGGAGGCAAACACCUCAGGAAGACAGCGAUGAAUGGCCUAUUACUGAUGUAAUCAGAAAAGUGGAUGAGCACCACGUGGAGGUUAAGUGGGCUCCCUCCAAAACCAAACGGUGGCCCAACAGUAUUGUUGAUUUGCGGUAUAACGAGCCACUGAGGCAGAGGCUGGAGAGGAACGGGAGCAAUCCUCACAUAAAAGCUCUUCAGGAGGACCAGAUUUUGCUGCCACUCCCAAGAGAGCUGAGGAUCCUUCAACAGCAGAUACAUGAUAACCUGGGCUACCGUUACACCCCAUCAAGAGAGGGCCAUACCAGGAGAGUGACCAUUGUGAUACCGUUCUCUAAACAGCAUUUCAGAACUCAUUUCCUUCAAGGGCUGUCCCUGUCGAUUUGCCAGGAGCUCUUGGAGGAAAAGCCUCUUGAGAACUGUUUUAGAGAACGGGCUCUCAAGAUCACCCACGAAUACAUCCACGAACUGGACAGUCUGCUUGGUGAGGGGUGGGACAUCCGCACAUUUCCAACAAACACUGUGUGUCGGGUGAUCAGAGAUGACACUAUCACAGUCGGAUGGGGAUAUCACAAGAGGGAAGUUUUCUCCCAUCGCAACUGUCCAAGGUGCAACUGGUCAGAUCAAGUGGGCUCUGCAAGGCCCUCAACAUGCACACCAGAACUGCGCUACCUUGUUGGGGAGCCUGAGCUCCACUUCAGCUUUGCAAGAAGGAGAGGACAUUGGUGCAAAGGCAUGGUAUAAACCAGCAAGGUCGUCCUGGUCGCCGUCAUAGACGAUGCGAUCGUCCUCAUCACCACCAUCUGGCUCAGGAGCGAUGCGACCGUCCUCAUCACCACCAUCUGGCUCAGGA
This is a messenger RNA of Branchiostoma belcheri (Belcher's lancelet), 1341 nucleotides long. RefSeq lists its product as uncharacterized. Lineage: Eukaryota; Metazoa; Chordata; Leptocardii; Amphioxiformes; Branchiostomatidae. The coding region runs from base 387 to 1232 and encodes 281 amino acids. The transcript is spliced from 5 exons. The record is from RefSeq and is a predicted model, not a curated record.